Messenger RNA from Haliotis rubra (blacklip abalone), 1468 nucleotides. RefSeq lists its product as uncharacterized. NCBI's taxonomy places the organism in Eukaryota, Metazoa, Mollusca, Gastropoda, Lepetellida, Haliotidae. Gene Ontology annotation, cellular component: membrane. The coding region runs from base 87 to 836 and encodes 249 amino acids. Gene Ontology annotation, molecular function: tumor necrosis factor receptor binding. Gene Ontology annotation, biological process: immune response. The record is from RefSeq and is a predicted model, not a curated record. The transcript has 5 exons.
GAAGUCGCAGGCUUUUCUCCUUGAGAAUUCUAAAUCCUGUCCAUAUUUCACGGAAACAUUUGUAGAUACGGUGCGUCUAGUCACAAAUGGAUUGCAUCGAAGGACAUAAAGCGUUAAGAACGAAACAGCUUCAGCUGGCUGGCUGUGCUUCACUUCUGCUGUUGAACAUAGCAGUGGGUAUUACGGUUAUAUGCCGGGUGGUGUCCAACAACCAAGACACACAGGUUACGAACAACAGAUUGAUGCAAGAAAUAAACAGGAUAUACGAUGAGCAACUGGAGAAAAUGAAUGAUGAUGAUAAUGGUGAUUCCAAACGUAAAGGUGGAAGGAAACCGACCAUGUCGCCAGCCUUCUUGAACCUCCUGAAACCUAUAGCAUACUUUACUGGACUGGACUUCGAUCGAUACAUUGAGAAUCAACAUGACACAGCCAUAAGAAACUGGGUACCCUUCGUCGGACCUGGAGGGCGACAACUGAAGUACAAUGGAAUGCAGUAUGAGCAUGGCAGCAUCAUAGUUCCCGCCACGGGUGUGUAUGCUGUGUACAGCCAUGUUAAAUUUUACACAGAAAAAAAUCGUCGGGGAGACACCGAAAUUGAGUUUCACCAUUCCAUAAUGAGGUACAAUGCAUUAAAACAGACGAGUAAACCUGCACUUGCUGACACAAUGUCUGAGAAUAAGAACGACGUCAUUGACGGAGGCUCUCUGGAAUACUCCAGUAACAUCCAUGGACUCCUGCAGCUCAAUGCUGGGGAUCAGCUGCUUGUUAAAGUAUCACAUCUGAAACCUCUACAGCACGACCGGGACUGGCAUUACUUUGGAGCAUACAUGAUUUAAAACAUCUCGGCAAUCUGGGCGGUUGUCGAUAUGUAAAAAAUAUCAUGUGUUUUUCCUUAUGGUGAAUGCUUGAAAUUCUAAUUUUAGCAGUGUAGCUGCUGUACAUUGUAUAUGAAGAGAUGGUGACGGUGUCCAUAGACUUCAUCCUUUAGAGGGCGUUAACGAUGUAUUCAAACUCUACUUUGAUGAAGACAGAAUGCCUUUUAGUGAAGAGUCUAAUACUUUGGUUAGAUGAGUCCCAUCCAGGAUUCUAAACAACCAUGUCAGAGUAAGCAUCUAUUCGCCAGCACACAAAGUCAACCAUCUCACCCACUCAGCCACCGUGGUUUGUAUUGAGAUCGGACAGCUCCUACUGCCGUUACUAGAGGUGUGUGUAUGCUUGUGUGUGUGUGUGUGUGUGUGUGUGUGCGUUUUUGCAAUCUUGUGUUUUGAAAUAUACGAAGGUUACAUAAACGGAUGUAUUUAGGUUGUAAAUGCUUGGAAAGUAAUUCAAUUACAAUGCAAUAACACCUUCAAUGGCAAUGAUAUAUUCGUUUUCAGACAUUUAUGCUUUAUAUCAGUUGUACAUAAUUUUACAUGCAUAGAUUCUUUCUAUAUAUUUUUGCAAUAAAUGUUAUUUCUUUCGUAAGAAA